This is a messenger RNA of Pangasianodon hypophthalmus (striped catfish), 2329 nucleotides long. It is a transcript of the gene adm2b, whose product is annotated as adrenomedullin 2b. NCBI's taxonomy places the organism in Eukaryota, Metazoa, Chordata, Actinopteri, Siluriformes, Pangasiidae. The transcript is spliced from 3 exons. Gene Ontology annotation, biological process: adenylate cyclase-activating G protein-coupled receptor signaling pathway; regulation of systemic arterial blood pressure; positive regulation of heart rate. The record is from RefSeq and is a predicted model, not a curated record. The coding region runs from base 191 to 682 and encodes 163 amino acids.
CUUUCUUUCUCUCCAUCAGGUCUUUGCUCCGGUUUGUAGGUGACCACGUGACUCCGCCCUCUCCGUAUUUAACGACUCGGGCCGCGCGCGCGGUGAGGAUUCGGGUCGGUGCGCGAGCUCGGGACGGGACAUCCACGUGACACCGAGGAGGUGAGCGCGCGCUGCUUCCGGUUCGCUGGAGCAUGAAGACAUGAAAACGCCGCCUUUGAUGCGCGCGCGCUGCGCCACAACACUACUACCACUAAUAAUACUGCACCUGCUGACGGCUGCACCGGCGCGCGCAGCAACACACCACAGGUCGAGUUUUCCAAGAAAGUUCUGGACCUUUGAGGCGGGAGGCAGCAUCGCCAUGGAAACCACUGUCAGGCCCCCGGCUGGUGUGAAGGACAUGGUGCGAGAGCGCCGUUUGGUCUGGAGAGAUCUCGAGCAUAAAGAACCCCCGCUGAGUAAUUCUCCCACACGUCUCAGUCAGACCCUCGUCCCUGAGAGACGGAAACGUGGGCGUCGCCACGCGCUCUUCGGCUCGCGGGGUCACAUGCACGGUCAGCUGAUGCGAGUGGGCUGCGUGUUAGGAACCUGCCAGGUCCAGAACCUGAGUUAUCGUCUCUACCGGCUGGUUGGCCAGAGAAAAAGAGAACGUUCCUCUCCAGUCAAUCCCAGAAGUCCUCACAGUUACGGAUGAAAUUCAACAGGACGCUUUAUCAGACUCCGCCCAAAAACAAAUAGCGAACAAAUGAUUUGUGAUGGAGGGCAUGACUCGUCAAUCUUCUUUGACAUGAAAUAUAGAAAAAAUGCAUAUUUCUAUAUUUUUAUUUGUCUCUCUCUCUCUCUCAUGAACUAAUAAAAGUGCGACAUGGUGAGUUUGUUACAAAAUGAAACCGAGGGCGCCAAUACUUUAAUGUUACCAAAACAUGCCCUGAAGCAGUAAAUCAGCCGGAAGCCAUGAUGCUACCACCACCAGUUUGUAAAAGACUACUUAGAUGUUCCACAAUGAUGUUCUGUGGACAGAAAUUCAUGUUUGGAGUCAAAAUAAUGCAUCGUAAACCAACACACACGACCUGGUCUCCUCUGUGAAGCAUGGUGGUGGGAGCAUCAGGGUUUAGGGCUGAAAUGUCUUAUUUUUUAUUUGAGUGUCUCUCUGACAGGAUGAGCCACUAGACAUGUUUGGUGAAUUUGUUAUAGCGGCAAGUUAACAAAAAUAAAACCAAGUGUGCCAAUAUGUUAAUAUUAACAACGCUGAUUAAAUAAAAAGCCUGUAAAAAUGUAAAAGUGCAACAAAAAAGGUAAGAAUUCGUACAUGUUCUGUGGCUGAAUAUUUAUGUUACACAAACACAGUGACUAGGAAGCCAUUUGGAAUUUGAAAUAACUUAAAGAUGGUGGAUUUUAAAGAUGGUGGAUCAGUGACAAAGACAAACAUCACUGUGGGUAUAAAAAGAUAAAAAUGAACCUGAAACAUUAACGUUUAUGAAAAAAAUUGCGACUUUUAUAUUUGCUAUUAAAGUAAAAGAUUAUAAAAGAGAGAUAAACUCCGUCACAGUCACGACAAUGUCAAAAGAUCAUCAGGAAGAUUCUAUCACUAUUACAUUUAACCAAUCAGUGAUCUGCACUGCUGUAGCUCCGCCCACACAUCCCUGAUUGGCUCACAUGGAAUCUGGGCAAGAAGCAGAACUUAUGCUGCACUUGACUAAAACUCGUAACUCGGAAUUUCCACUUUCCGACUAGGAAAUGCUGAGAGCCUCAGGCCAAAAAAACAAACAAACUUCAAAGUGUGAAAAAGAUUCUGCUGUUAUUUCCUUUAACAUCUUCUGGGUCCCUGGUGGCUUAGUGGCUCCUGCGCUCUCACCGCCGAGGCCCGGGUUCGAUUCCCGGGCAGGAAACCAACCCAUCCACCGGGAGUGUACAUAAACUGGGAGGACUGUGACAGGAAGGGCAUCUGGUGUAAAACUUGUGCCCAAUCAAACAUGUAGACCAAUGAUCUGCUGUGGUGACCCCCAACAGGAGCAACAACAAGAACGCCUUUAACAUCCUGUGACUUUGUCUAGUGCUUCAUGUCCAUCAUCCGAGUUUUCCGAGUCAUCCAAAGUCGACCUGAAUAUAGUGCAGGCUACUGAAAAUAGGUCAGAAUUCCCAUCACAAGCACUUUAAAAACAUGGGAUGGAGUGUGUGUUGUAUAAUUUAUCUCUGAGUUAAAAUGUAAAUAUGUCUGAAAUGUGUGUAGCGUCUGGAUGUGCAGUAGUCCGUUAAAUGUAAUUACUUGUGUGUUUGGACCUUCGUUAAGGUCUUGUGUGUUUUAUUCAAUAAACGUAUGACGAUGAUCUUUUUAACACCA